Molecule: messenger RNA, 2180 nt
Organism: Pygoscelis adeliae (Adelie penguin)
Lineage: Eukaryota; Metazoa; Chordata; Aves; Sphenisciformes; Spheniscidae
Gene: MPZL1
Product: myelin protein zero-like 1
Exons: 6
Coding region: 1-720 (239 amino acids)
Cellular component (GO): focal adhesion; membrane; cell surface
Source: RefSeq, a predicted model, not a curated record
AUGGUCAAAGUAUCAGCAGUAGAGGUCAACACACCGGAGGAGAUAUUUGUGGAGAAUGGGACAGACGCAAAGCUUCCAUGCACAUUUACAUCUGUGGAAGUGAUCAGCAGCGCAGCAUCUGUUUCUUGGAGUUUUCAGCCAGAGGGAGCUGCAACUCGUAUCUCAUUUUUCUAUUACUUUAAUGGAAAGCCAUACCCUGGAAAGGACAUACCAUUUAAAGACAGAAUCACUUGGGCUGGAGAUCUUAACAAGAAAGAUGCUUCUAUCAGUAUAUCAAACAUGCAGUUCCGGGACAACGGCACUUACAUUUGCGAUGUCAAGAACCCACCUGACAUUGUUGUCAAACCAGGAGAAAUCCGAGUUAGAGUUGUGGAGAAAGACAGCCUGCCUGCGUUCCCCAUUGCCAUGGUGGCAGGGAUAGUCAUCGGUACGGUUACAGGUCUCUCACCGCUCAUCUCUAUUGUCGUGUGUCUUGUCAUCAGAAAGAACAACUCUAAAAAACGAUACUCUGGCUGCAGUACAUCUGAGAGCUUGAUGUCACCGGUUAAGCAGGCUCCGCAGAAGUCGCCCUCCGACACAGAGGGUCUGGUAAACAGCGUGCCCGCCAGAUCACACCAGGGCCCAGUCAUUUACGCGCAGUUAGAUCACUCCGGAGGACAGCACAGCGACAAGAUUAACAAGUCAGAGUCUGUGGUUUAUGCUGAUAUUCGGAAGAACUGAGAUGAGAUCCUAAGCUAUCCAAAGGAAAACACACAUUCAGACUGGAAUUGCUUGAACAAGAUUUGACCCAGAGAACUCACAUGUGGCCUUUGAUGCCUAGGCUAGGACCAAUGCAUGUGCAUACAGAAGGAAAGAUAUAUAUGUAUUGUGUGUAAAUAGUCUAUUUAAUCGUACAGAAGUGAGACCAAUGUUGCAUGUUGAAAUGCGGUAAGAAUUUUGCUUAUAAAUUGCCAAUAUUCUUUUUUGUAUCUUGUGUGACAACAGAGAAAGUUAAAACUCACAUCACAAUUUUAAAAUAUUUUUAUCUUGAUUAUUAAUGGAGAAACUGGAAGAUGCCUGAAGAUUCUAGAUUGACCUGGAGAUUCUUUUUUUGCUUAUAGGGCCUAAUUUCUUUUGUUGAGGUGUUCUUUAUGUAUACAGGGUAUUCGUCUUUCCUUGGUCAGAUUCUCAGUACAAGCUGCCUUCUCAUAUAAACUAGACACUCUCACUCGGUCUUGUAAGCCAAAUUGUGACUCCUAGCGAUCAGAAAUGUAUGUCUUAGCAGUGUUAAGUGAAGGAAAUGUUUAGGCCUACCUGACCUGUGUAACACAGGUCACAGAACUGUUUACUUCUGUAUUGAGCCCAUCUAUUCGAGCUUAGCCCUUUAAGGUACAGGGAUAGUGUUGAUCUGAUGAAUUUUGUGAAAUGGUAGUUUACCUGUGAAAACUUAAGAGCUAGUGAGUUAAAGGGAUAGGAAGCUAUAGCUGUAGGGGGUUGCCUCAGAAUCUGUUGAACCUUUCAAUGAAAUGUUUCUUCCUCGAAGCUCUGUCAUUUCAUAUAAGCGUGAAAAAGGGCUCCAAGGGAUCUGGAAGCUGUAGUACUCCCUCACCUCUCUCCCAUGGCUCCAUUAUACCACUGACACUUCCUUAGAGAUGCUUUAUCUGUUCUUAAAAGCCUGUAGUGGAGGCUGAAUGACCUCUGGAGGAAAUCUAGGACUUCAGUCUUUGUUUUUUUGAUGUGUUUUUUUGUGUAACCUGUAUUUGCACAGAGGAUGCGGAGGGCAGUUUAUUUCCUUCCUCUCUGCAAGUCUACUACUUGAAUAUAAUUUCCCAGCUUCUUGUUUCUAGAUUAAACUCCUCAUAGAUUACUAAGGAUCUCUGAUCGUUCUCUUGUGCUGAAGAGGAUCUUUCUUUAGCUGACCCAUUUGAAAUGAGCACCUGAAAUCUGGUGCUCAAAACUAGAAGUGGGAUUCCAGCUGAGGUCUUCUCAGAGUAGCAUAUAGUAGAAGGAUUUCUGUUUUGUACAUCCUAAUGUAGUGUUGGCUUUUGUAGCAGCAAAUAAUUUUCAGUUUGGUCUUCCAUAACCCCUUCUCUCUGAUUCUUACCCAUUUCCUAGUUCAGUCUACUUCACAGAAUCAGUCACAGAAUGGUUCAGGUUGGAAGGGACCUCUGGAGAUCAUCUAGUCCAAACCCCACCUCCUC